AUGGUGCGCAAAGUGGCAGUCAUCGGCGCAGGGCCAUCUGGUCUGAGCGCAGUCAAGGCUUGUCUGGAAGAAGACAUGCAGCCGACUUGUUUCGAGAGUAGCGAUGACCUUGGAGGACUAUGGAAGUUCAAGGAGGUCUCCGAGCCGGACCGAGCCAGCAUCUACCGCUCUCUCACCAUCAACAUCUCCAAGGAGAUGAUGUGCUACAGCGAUUUUCCCAUCCCAGCCGACUUCCCCAACUACAUGCACCACUCCAAGAUCCUGAACUACUUCCGCAUGUACGCCGAGCACUUUAAACUGCUUAAAUACAUUCGCUACCUGACUUUAGUGAAGAGCGUCAAGCCCUGUUCCGAUUACACCCGGACGGGCAAGUGGGAGGUAGUGACAGAGGAAAAGGACGGGAAGGUAGAAACGCACGUGUUUGAUGCUGUCAUCUGCUGCUCGGGACACUACACCUAUCCGAACCUGCCACUCAAGGACUUUCCAGGACUGGAUACGUUCCAGGGCCAGUACUUCCACAGCUGGGAUUACAAGGGCCCCGAGGGCAUGCCUGGCAAGCGCGUGGUGGUCGUGGGUAUCGGUAACUCAGGUAGCGACAUCGCUGUGGAGAGCAGCAAGUUCGCCGAGCAGGUGUACAUGAGCACCCGGCGCGGAGCUUGGGUGAUCCGCCAGGUGUCCGACGACGGCCUGCCGGUGGACAUGAAGUAUAACACGCGCUUCGUGCACAUACUAUUCCAGCUCUUCCCAAUCAACUUCCUCAACUGGCUCGGCGAGAAGACAUUAAAUGCAAUGUAUGACCACACCAUGUAUGCCCUCAAGCCCAAACACAGGCUUUUCAGUCAGAUCCCAGUGAUCAAUGAUGACCUGCCGUUCAGGAUUCUGUCUGGCGCAGUGAAAAUCAAACCUAACGUGAAGGAGAUCCGCGGCUCCUCUGUCAUCUUUGAGGAUGGCAGCGUUGCGGAGAAGGUGGAUACCAUUGUGUUCGCCACGGGUUACAAUUACGACUUUCCAUACUUGCCUGCUAACACGCUGUACAAAUCGGGACACCGCGUGGGCCUGUACAAGCACGUAUUCCCUCCUAAUAUGGAGCAUUCAACCCUGGCAGUGGUAGGCUUCAUUCAUGCCCUGGGAGCUAUUAUGCCGCAAGCCGAGAUGCAGGCGCGCUGGGUCGCGCAGGUCUUUAAAGGAAAAAAGAAGCUGCCAUCAAACCAGGCCAUGAUGAAGGCAGUGGAACAGGACACCAAACAGAUGGAGAAAAGCUACAUCGUGUCCAAGCUGGCACCUCUUCAGGUGGACUUUGUGUCCUACAUGGACGAUUUGGCGGGCGAGAUCGGUGCCAGGCCCAGCCUCCUUUGGCUGCUCCUCACUGACUACGCGCUGUUCAAGGAGGUCCUGUGGGGGCCCGUCACCGCCUACCAGUACCGCCUGAUGGGCCCGAGCAAGUGGGAUGGUGCCAGGCGGGCCAUCCUCACCCAGUUCCAGCGUAUGUUUCAACCCCUGAAGACCAGAAAGGUGGAGGAACCAAACGGCAUGAGCCCGGGUGGCCUGUUAAAGCUGAGUCUGACACUGGCGGCCGGAGGGGCGGUGGUCUAUUAUGUGCACGUUCGAGAGCCCACCCUCUUCCCUAACCUUGUGUCCAAAGUUUUCGCCCAAAGAGUGUGA
Messenger RNA from Nerophis lumbriciformis (worm pipefish), 1662 nucleotides. The record is from RefSeq and is a predicted model, not a curated record. NCBI's taxonomy places the organism in Eukaryota, Metazoa, Chordata, Actinopteri, Syngnathiformes, Syngnathidae.